Grosmannia clavigera kw1407 is the source of this 348-nucleotide messenger RNA. RefSeq lists its product as uncharacterized. Bases 1 to 348 code for a protein of 115 amino acids. The transcript has 3 exons. NCBI's taxonomy places the organism in Eukaryota, Fungi, Ascomycota, Sordariomycetes, Ophiostomatales, Ophiostomataceae. The record is from RefSeq and is a predicted model, not a curated record.
AUGCUUUCAGCACGACUCAUGCGCGCCGGCGCCACCAGCAUCUGUCUCCGCAGCAUCCCGGCUGCUGCUCGGCUUCCCCUCGCUCGCCGCUGGAACUCUUCGCUGCCCCCGCAGCCACCACAGCCUCCGAAAAAACAGUCUUCGGCCAAUACCGCCUUCUGGAAAGAAUUCGGCCGGCCCAUUGCCAAGGUCCUGCUCAUGGCCGUCUUCACCUACCAACUGGCCUACUACGGCUGGGCAAGGCUGGAGCAGGACGAGAUCCGCUCUGCACGCCAAGCGGAGGUGGAUGCCCUGGAAGCCCAGGUCAAGGACUUGCAAGAUGCCCAGAAGAAGGCUACUCAGCCAUAA